Messenger RNA from Rotaria socialis, 387 nucleotides. NCBI's taxonomy places the organism in Eukaryota, Metazoa, Rotifera, Eurotatoria, Philodinida, Philodinidae. The record is from the annotation of a GenBank genome assembly.
AUGGAACAUUCAUUAAUACCUGCAACACCUGUUGAACUAGAACGAUCAAGCUUAGAUCAGAGUUGGGGUUUUCGCCUUCAAGGUGGAGCUGAUUUUCGAUUGCCAUUGUCAAUUAAAAAGGUAAUACCUAAUUCACCAUCACACAAUAAAAUUCAUCCAGGUGAUGCAGUCGCUCUUAUUGAUGGACAAGAUGCAAGUUCAAUGACACAUAAUGAUGCAGAAAAUUUAAUUCGCAAUUCAUUACGAUUACAACUUGUCGUUCGCCGUGGUCAACUCAAUACGAUUCGACCAACGAAAGGCACUGUCAAAUUUAAUGCUGCUCCUAAUCCACGUACUAAUUCAGCAUUAAACAAUACUGUAACGCAGAAUAACUAUCGUCGUUUCUAA